AUGACGUCGCACAAAUCCGCCCGUCUCAACAAAAAGAGAGCUGCUCAGCUUCUUACACAAGUCCGGCUUCCUUUAGCAGCCAACGCUGCUCCAGCUGUGCAGGCUUCACGAGCAAUUCGGCUUCCUGCAGCGGUUCGAAGACUAGGUCCACCUCGGAACGCCGGUUUCAACGACCUUCCGUGGGUGGUGAAGAAAAAGGUUUACCUCAUGACGACCAACUAUGAGCAUGAUAUCUUUCCACUCCCCUGCCCAGUCCGCUGGGUCCAGUAUGAGGAAGGCAACGCCCGGCAAAGAGAUCGUCACUAUAAGCAGAGACACCAGUCGAAGAGACUAAGUCUACUGGCGGUAAGUCGCACCACAAGAGAUGAAGUUGGACGGUGUAGACGUCCGUAUGGUCCCUGGCACCACCCCAUCAUGAGCACGGUGAAACAUGGCCAGCUUACCCACGACGGACCAACGCCCGAGAACUACAACGACAACCUGGAUCAAGUAAUACCAAGAGACGUUCGCGAUUGGAUGCAACACCUUAUCAUCCAUUCAGACCAUAUGAACACUCUGCGAUACCAGCCGCCUGGUGCAGUUGGCCAGUAUCGAAUGCCCGACUUCGAUCGGGUCUUCCAGUCAUGCUUCACCAAUCCCGUCACCAUAUGGUUUCCUCAUUUCUUCGAGGCUUGGAAGCAUCUCGAGGUUCUCCCGCAGCUCAGCGCCCACAAAGAUGCAAUGUUGGCACUCAAAAAGGGGCAGACGCUCGAGAUCAGGAACUGGCUUCCAAAUUGGGCCGGUAUGCGUACAGUGCUGGCAUGGCCCGGUUUCCCAACUCCUGCGCUGUGGGCCAGGGACUGGGCUGAGGUGGUGGACAGAGCGAUAUUAGGAGCCAUGUUCAGCAUGGAGCUGGAGUUUCAGGUCAGCCCGAGGAAGAUGAUGCAUGUCAAAAUCCUUCAUACGUUCGAGGAUGGGUCACGGGGAAUUUUGAUGAAGGCAUUGUCUAGGCAGGCAUCAUAUUGCGGGAAGUUUUACUACGGGCAGCGUAAAUAA
Molecule: messenger RNA, 1035 nt
Organism: Cyphellophora europaea CBS 101466
Lineage: Eukaryota; Fungi; Ascomycota; Eurotiomycetes; Chaetothyriales; Cyphellophoraceae
Exons: 1
Coding region: 1-1035 (344 amino acids)
Source: RefSeq, a predicted model, not a curated record